Messenger RNA from Cordyceps fumosorosea ARSEF 2679, 1053 nucleotides. Its product is annotated as endo alpha-1,4 polygalactosaminidase precursor. Lineage: Eukaryota; Fungi; Ascomycota; Sordariomycetes; Hypocreales; Cordycipitaceae. The transcript has 2 exons. Bases 1 to 1053 code for a protein of 350 amino acids. The record is from RefSeq and is a predicted model, not a curated record.
AUGAACGGCGAAAAUUCCCACAUCCAGGAGAAUGACGUUGCCGUCGAGAAGCAGUCUCCGAUCUCAGCCAAGCAGUUUAUGCCAAGGCGGAAGAAGAUUACCAUUAUAGGUAUCUCCUUGGCUGUCGUUGUCGGACUGUCCGUCGGCCUUGGCGUCGGCCUGACAAGACACAGAAGUGGCGGCGAUGACAGCCUCGAUACCAACAACACCAAUCUUCAGUCACCGAAUGAGUCUAUAAGAGCCUCAAAGUGGAAGCCUCAAGUGGGCGACUCAUGGCAGAUAGUUCUGAAAAACACCAUUCGCAAUGACGUCGACUUUACUCCCGACGUUUCCGUCUGGGACUUUGACCUGUUCGAAAACGACAAGGAAACCAUUGACAAGCUGCACAAUCGCGGCAAAAAAGUCAUUUGCUACUUCAGCGCGGGGACAUGGGAAAAGGGUCGUUCGGACGCGGGCGAGUUCCCGGAGACGGAUCUUGGAGGCACUCUACCGGAAUGGCAGAAUGAGCGCUGGGCACGCAUCAGUAAUCCCAAGAUCCGCGACAUAAUGAAGAAGCGCAUCGCGCUAGCAGCAAGCAAAGGUUGCGAUGCGAUUGAUCCUGACAACGUCGACGGUUUUCAAAAUGACGAAAACAACUUGGGCCUGACAGCGCCAGACUCGGUCAGCUACUUGACCUUCCUCCACGACGAGGCUGGAAAGUACAACAUGUCCGUCGGCCUGAAGAAUGCGGCCGCCAUCAUCGACGACGUCAUGCACGUUGUCGACUUUUCCGUCAACGAGCAGUGCGCCACCGACCAGCAGAACCCGGAGUGCGAGACUUUCCACAAGUUCAUUGACGCCGGCAAGCCCGUGUUCCACAUCGAGUACCCUCCCGAUGACGACGCCCAGACGUACCCCGACGACCUCCGCAAGGAGAUUUGCGCGCGCAAAGGCGCUGGCAAGGGCUCGGACCGGUUCAGCACCGUCUUCAAGAGGAUGAGCCUCGAUGGAUGGGUGCAGUUCUGCAACGGUGACAUACAUGAGACGGCGAUGGUGCCUGGUGACAGUAAAUAA